This is a messenger RNA of Symphalangus syndactylus (siamang), 4408 nucleotides long. It is a transcript of the gene RAD51B, whose product is annotated as RAD51 paralog B. Gene Ontology annotation, molecular function: double-stranded DNA binding; ATP hydrolysis activity; four-way junction DNA binding. Gene Ontology annotation, biological process: double-strand break repair via homologous recombination. NCBI's taxonomy places the organism in Eukaryota, Metazoa, Chordata, Mammalia, Primates, Hylobatidae. The record is from RefSeq and is a predicted model, not a curated record. Gene Ontology annotation, cellular component: replication fork; Rad51B-Rad51C-Rad51D-XRCC2 complex.
GCUUUGCGGCGUUUUCCGCGGGGAAUCUGUGUGAAGGGUGGGGAAACUUGAAAGUUGGAUGCUGCAGACCCGGGCUGUUGAGAAGAUUAAAUGUGAUAAUUUAGAUAAGUUUUGGAACAGUGCCUGGCAUGGGUAGCAAGAAACUAAAACGAGUGGGUUUAUCACAAGAGCUGUGUGACCGUCUGAGUAGACAUCAGAUCCUUACCUGUCAGGACUUUUUAUGUCUUUCCCCACUGGAGCUUAUGAAAGUGACUGGUCUGAGUUAUCGAGGUGUCCAUGAACUUCUAUGUAUGGUCAGCAGGGCCUGUGCCCCAAAGAUGCAAACGGCUUAUGGGAUAAAAGCACAAAGGUCUGCUGAUUUCUCACCAGCAUUCUUAUCUACUACCCUUUCUGCUUUGGACGAAGCCCUGCAUGGUGGUGUGGCUUGUGGAUCCCUCACAGAGAUUACAGGUCCACCAGGUUGUGGAAAAACUCAGUUUUGUAUAAUGAUGAGCAUUUUGGCUACAUUACCCACCAACAUGGGAGGAUUGGAAGGAGCUGUGGUGUACAUUGACACAGAGUCUGCAUUUAGUGCUGAAAGACUGGUUGAGAUAGCAGAAUCCCGUUUUCCCAGAUAUUUUAACACCGAAGAAAAGUUACUUUUGACAAGUAGUAAAGUUCAUCUUUAUCGGGAACUCACCUGUGAUGAAGUUCUACAAAGGAUUGAAUCUUUGGAAGAAGAAAUUAUCUCAAAAGGAAUUAAACUUGUGAUUCUUGACUCUGUUGCUUCUGUGGUCAGAAAGGAGUUUGAUACACAACUUCAAGGCAAUCUCAAAGAAAGAAACAAGUUCUUGGCAAGAGAAGCAUCCUCCUUGAAGUAUUUGGCUGAGGAGUUUUCAAUCCCAGUUAUCUUGACGAAUCAGAUUACAACCCAUCUGAGUGGAGCCCUGGCUUCUCAGGCAGACCUGGUGUCUCCAGCUGAUGAUUUGUCCCUGUCUGAAGGCACUUCUGGAUCCAGCUGUGUGAUAGCCGCACUAGGAAAUACAUGGAGUCACAGUGUGAAUACCCGGCUGAUCCUCCAGUACCUUGAUUCAGAGAGAAGACAGAUUCUUAUUGCCAAGUCCCCUCUGGCUCCCUUCACCUCAUUUGUCUACACCAUCAAGGAGGAAGGCCUGGUUCUUCAAGGAUCUAGAGAAUUCAAAUGAUCUGCUCGAGGCAAACAUAGGAUCGUCUGAGUUCCUUGCAUCCUGUUCAAGGUUCAAGAGCCUAGGACUCUACUGCAGACCACACCACAACACUGUUGGAUCAUCAGACCUCUUCUAGAAAUCCUUGACAAUUGAGAUAAACUCCACUUACAUGAACCCUGAAAGUCAUUACAUAUGACUUAUUCAGCCCUCCCUUAUUCAAUUUGAUUCACUUGCCACCUUCCCAAGAUCUUACUCUUCAUGUGAAAAUGAGAGACUCAUUUAUUGCUCAGCUUGUUCCCUCAUUUCUCUAUGUAACAUGUACUACUAGUGGGAUCAUCAAACAGUAAGUAUUCGCAAAACUGGGCUUAGCGUAGUUCUAGGUGCUAUGUAGAUAUAUAAUGACACCCCCCAACCCAAAGAAAGUCAGCUGGGGAGACCUGAAACAAUUAGAGAAAUACACGAGGGGACCCUAAUUGAAUGUGAAUCUCUCUAGCCAACCAGAAGAAAGAGAGGGUGGGUUUAGGGGUAGUGAGGGACACUUUGUGAAGAAAUGAUAGCUUGUGAGGACUCCAAGGUUGAGUAGAAUUUCAACAAAGAGCAAAGAAUGGAAUUGGAUGGUGUGUUCGAGAGAAGAAAACAGACUUUAUUGGAAUAAAGAUUCCAUGUAGGGAAGAAGGUUGAGUUAAGAGUAGGGCUAGAAGAUGCGAAGUUUGAAAAGACAGGCAGGGCAUGCUUUCUUCACCCACAACUAUAAUACAUCUUUGACCAUAAAAAGUGGUUGUUAUUGCUAUCAUUUGUUUUUAUUUUCACUUUGCCCCUUCAAGUUCUUGAAAAAGAUAGGCAGAAUAGAAGAGGGUAUGCCCUCAUUCAUGGAGCACAGAGAAGGAAGCCCUCUGUGAUGUUUCCAGAUGUGUAGGUUCAGGCUCUAGACCAGUGCUGGUGCCUUCCUGGGGCUGCCCAAGCCAAUCCCCAGGGAGAGGCUGCAGAUCCUUUCUCUGCUCAGCUCCGUUCAGGCUCCUCUUUUCUUGAAGAUUUGACAGAUACUGGUUAAGUUCUUCAAAUCUGACAACUGAGUUCUUUGUGGCAAAGAAUAGGUGGCUAAGGAGAACUGGCUCUAACAGGCUAAUGGCCUACCUGGCCCCUUUCCAGCAGGAGAAAUGCCGUAGUCCUUCCCAGAAGCCACAUCUUAUAUGCACAGUCCUCACAGAGUGUGUCUGUGCGUCAGAAUCAAUUAAUCAUGCCUGUCAGGAGGGGGAAUGGCCUAUCUGGCUGAAACAGUGGAAGGAGCCCUCGUGAUUGAAGACCCCUUUGCCUUGGAAACUCGUGCAGGUCAGAGGGGAAAGUUGAGUCUAGAUGGCAUGCGGUAUUCCUUGAGUAUGUUUUGUCAUCCCUGAAAUUUGCCCAUGUCAGCCAACUAACUGCUUGUAGCAAAGCUGUAUUGUCAGUGCAAUCCUUUGGGGCCUUGUUUGGGCCUGAAGGAGUCAUUCAUUUCUUAAAGAAGAAAGAGAUGGCAAAGUGGAAUUUGUAAUAACAGCUGUUAGUAUUUACAACUUUUGUUUCAAGAUCUUCAGGCACUUAAAAAUGGCUUUAAGUGGCCACUCUGCAAGAGUCUAUCUUUUACAUGGCAGCCUGUGAGAUCUUUCUCAAAACAAGCCUCAUCUCAUCUCCUCUUUUAUUGAGAUCCCCAUUGGUCCUCUAUUUUGUAUAGAAGUGGUUCCCAAACUUUUUUGAUUUAACACCCUAUCAGUAAACAAUUUUGAAUAGGUACUCCCAAUAUACAUAUAUUUCUUUUCAUAUUAUACACAUGUAUUACUUUCCUAUUAUGUACAUUAUAAAACAUACACAAAAUUAACUUUUUUAAAGGCUGAGAUAAAGAUGAAGUAAGCAAUAGCUUAAAAUGUCUUGUCAAUUAUGAUGGCUUCAUACUGUCAUUAGCUAAUAUCUCAAAGCACAAUAAAUAUGUCAGGGGAGUUCCAUCACAAAUGAUAGUUCAUUUAUAUCAUUUGAAUGAUAUAAAGCCUUAUAUCUAAUAGUUUUCAUGGAAAUUUCUAAUUGUUUUGACUUGACUUCUUGUUACAUGCAAAUAUUUGGUCAUUGUCUUCACUUUGUAAUACGGCUGAAGAAAACUUGUUCUAAGGGCAGUGUCAAUGCUAUUAUUCUUAUUAUUUGCUUGUGCUUAUACUACUAAUAUUAUCUUUGAUCCAUUGUUUCCAUGUGGGAAUAUUUUAAUCUACUUGUCCAUUUUGUGUGUGUUAGGUUAAAUUUGAUAAUAUCCAUAAUCCAAUGAGUCAGGAAUGUGCAAGCUGUAGUGAUUCAUAUGUCAUUGAAAGCCCCAGGGGAGUGAGGACUGAGGACACCAUUUGCCCCCUCUGCAAUGUGCAGGUCCUAAUCUUGCCACAGGAUAUCUCAUGAACAAUUCAUGACACAUAACAAUGGAUGUGAGGAGCCCACUGUCAAUAUUUAUAUCAAAUGUUAUAAGGCCAUGUUUUUUAUUUCCUAGAAAAAAAUAAGUUCAAAUUCUAGUACUUUCUGACUACUAAAUUCUAAUGGAUCAUCUUGUGUAUCUCUGGGGCAUGCAUCCUAUUUGGAGACCAAAGGUCUACAGGAUGGAUUUCAAACCCAUUAGCCUUGACUUACAGGGUCCUUCUCUGUCCAAACUCAGCCCAUCUUUCCAACCUCAUCUCCCGUUGUUCCCUGUCUUAUACCAAGAAGACAUCCCAUUGCUUUUUAAACAUGAAAUAUUCUUUAAUAACUCCAUUUUGUGCUUACUCUUCCAGCCAACUGGAAUGCCUUUCUCCCAUUCUCUAACCCAAGUUAAAUCUUUGUAAGAUUUCUGAUUCCCUUGGAGCAGAGGUCAGCAACCUUUCUGUAAAAGGCCAGUGGUAAAUAUUUGAAGCUUUGCAAGCCAUAUUAUCUCUGCCAACUACUCAAUUUUAUCAUUGUAGUGCAAAAACAGCCAUAGGCAAUAUGUAAACAAAUAAGCAUGGUUGUGUUCUAAAAAAAUUUCUUUACAAAAAUAGGCAGUGGGCUGGAUUUGGCCCUUGGGCUGUAGUUUGCCAACCCCUGCCUUAGAGAAACUGUCACUCUUCUACUACUGCCAUCCUAGCUUUUUCUCCAUGAUUAUGUUUCCAGGCACAUUUUGCCAAAAUACUAAAUUCUUUGAAGUCAAACACUUUUAUUCCUAUUCCCUAAAAGCUAGAAAUCUGGGACUAGAAAUGAUUCAAUAAAGACAUAUUAUUGAA